This is a messenger RNA of Tachyglossus aculeatus (Australian echidna), 1304 nucleotides long. Its product is annotated as N-acetyllactosaminide beta-1,6-N-acetylglucosaminyl-transferase-like. The transcript has a single exon. The coding region runs from base 348 to 1304 and encodes 318 amino acids. NCBI's taxonomy places the organism in Eukaryota, Metazoa, Chordata, Mammalia, Monotremata, Tachyglossidae. The record is from RefSeq and is a predicted model, not a curated record. Gene Ontology annotation, cellular component: membrane. Gene Ontology annotation, biological process: transforming growth factor beta receptor signaling pathway. Gene Ontology annotation, molecular function: acetylglucosaminyltransferase activity.
CUCUGACUCCCUGGAAAUAGCAACCUCUUUCACAAGUAGAUUUUAAUCACGAGACAGUAUGAGCUUCAGCAUCCGUGGUCGACAGGCAGUUAUCAGGUACCAGCAAGUCACGGACUCGAAAGGAAUCAGCGAGCGGACCCAAGUAAGCUGGAUUUACAGAUCUGUCGAUGGGAUGUUGAAAUGGGGCUCUUAAGUAAAUGAAAGACAGUGAAGAGGAUCAGCAGUGUGAAUCAACAAAGGCAACUACAGAGGAGGCGCAUGGAGUUCACGGACAAAAGUUGAAGGUAUCCUCUGGUUGAUAAACUAGACUGGGGUGAUCCCCACGUUACUUUAGCUCAUGUUUGAGGAUGAGCUCUUGGAAGCAAUGUCUUUUUGUCUUAUCUGUUACAGUUGCGCUAAUUUUUGUGCUAGUGUACAAUAACCAGUUACAGAAGAAAAAAAGAUUUCAGAAACUAAUUGUGUCAAAUAUUUCUGUCUUAGCUGAAGUCUGUAAUCAAGUUCUAGAAGGAAAGACAUUUUUUUUAGAGGAGAGUGCAAUAAAAACUUUCUUCAGUGAACCAACUUGUAAUGAAUAUCUGGUUCAGGGUCACUAUAUAACCAAGCCUCUGUCUGAGGAAGAAGCUGCAUUUCCUUUGGCUUACAUGAUGGCUAUCCAUAAGGACUUUGAGACAUUUGAGAGACUCUUCAGGGCCAUUUAUAUGCCCCAGAAUGUGUACUGCAUUCACGUGGAUGAGAAGGCCACAGUUAAAUUUAAAGCUGCUGUGGAGAGAUUACUGGACUGUUUCCCCAAUGCUUUCCUGGCCUCUAAAUUGGAGCCGGUUGUCUAUGCCGGAAUAUCCCGGCUGCAGGCCGAUUUGAACUGCAUGAGGGACCUCGUGGCCUCAGAGACGCAGUGGAAGUACCUCAUCAACACCUGUGGGCAAGAUUUCCCCCUGAAGACCAACAGGGAGAUCAUUCAACACCUGAAAGGAUUUAAAGGCAAGAACAUCACCCCGGGAGUGCUACCUCCUGCCCAUGCUGUGGGAAGGACUAAAUACAUUCACAGGGAACACCUGGGCAGGGAGAGCUCCUAUGUGAUAAAUACGCAAGCCCUGAAGCCCUCUCCCCCUCAUAACUUGACCAUUUACUUCGGUUCUGCCUAUGUGGCUCUCACGAGGGAGUUUACUAACUUUGUUCUUCAAGACCCCCGGGCUGCCGACUUGCUUGUCUGGUCCAAAGACACCUACAGCCCAGAUGAGCAUUUCUGGGUGACCCUUAACAGGAUUCCAGGUAUGUGUGGUUCCAUGUUUGAUUCUUGGAAAUAA